Messenger RNA from Anguilla anguilla (European eel), 2967 nucleotides. It is a transcript of the gene pald1a, whose product is annotated as phosphatase domain containing paladin 1a. The transcript has 20 exons. Bases 358 to 2967 code for a protein of 869 amino acids. Lineage: Eukaryota; Metazoa; Chordata; Actinopteri; Anguilliformes; Anguillidae. The record is from RefSeq and is a predicted model, not a curated record.
CUCCGCUGCGCUGUGGAGCUGCGCUGGGCUGCCCGCUGCUCUGGCGUGGGGACCUGCCGCGACUCCCCGUCUUUAUGAGGAAGCGCUCUGCGCUAACCAGGCUAAUGCUAGCGCUAGUGCUACACGCCACCCGCGGCGCACCGCACAUGCUAACAGCUCGCUGAAGGGAGGAAGGAUGUCUGACUGAGACUUGCGCCAGGACAACUGCCGGUUCCAUUUCUGCCCCCCCCCCCCCCCCCACACCGCUCCUGCACCUCUCCUCCCCACCCCACCCGACACCCUCGGCUCUCUUUUCUCAAACGCUUGAGAAAGCAACUGGAUGGUGUACAGGAAAGCAAACCCAGCCGCUGGUGCAUUAUGGGUACGACUGCUAGUGCAGCACCGCAGCCAGUGUCACUAGCCCCUCCACACCAAGGUGUCCAUGGCAACGGGAUGGCCGACAACAGGCGAUCGCUGAGCAUGAACUCCUUCCAGACAGUCAGCAUUCACAACAACAAGGCCAAGUCCAUCAUCACCAAUAAGGUGGCCCCUGUUGUUAUCACAUAUAAUUGCAGACAGGAAUUUCAGAUCCAUGAUGACGUCCUCAGAACGAAUUACAAAGUCGGGCGAAUUUCAGACACGAUGCCUGAACACUACCUGGUGCAGGGGACAUACUUCAUGGUUCAGGACGUGUACGGCAAGGCGGACGUCUUAAACACUACGGGCAGCUAUGGAGCCCCAAACUUCCGGCAGGCCAGGGGGGGGUACCCCCUGUUUGGAAUGGGCCAGCCCAGCCUGGCCGGUUUUAAGCAGGUGCUCCAGAGGCUGCAGGGAGAGGGACAUCAGGAGGUUCUGUUCUUCUGUGUCCGGGAGGAGCCGGUCGUGUUCAUCCGCCGGGAGAAUGACUUCGUGCCGUUCGCUCCCAGGAAGAAGGAGAAUCUGCACGAGAACCUGAGCGGCCUGGAGACGGGCGUCACUGCAGAAGCGCUGGAGCUCACCAUCAGGAAGGAGUUGUGCGACUUUGCGAAACUCAACGAGAACGUGUACUACGUCUACAGCGACAUCGAGCACUUCAAAGACCAGCCCCAGCACAUCUCCAUCGCCUGUGAGGAGGACAUCCACGUCACGGAGGAGGUUUACAGGAGACCAGUUUUCACCCUGCCGUCCUACAGGUAUUACCGGUUACCACUGCCUGUGGAAGGUGCUCCCCUUGAAGAGGAGUUUGAUGCCUUUGUGAACAUUCUCAGGGAGAACCCAAACCUGCUGCUGACACGGGAUGGGUCCAGACCCCUCCCCGCCCUGGUCUUCAGCUGCCAGGUGGGAGUGGGACGCACCAACCUGGCCAUGAUCCUGGGCUCUCUGGCUCUGUACCGACUGCGAGGCUCGCCUGAGGAAGCCAGAGCGGGUGAUGCUGGCGGUUCGACGCCAAAGCCUCUUUUCCGGGUAAUCGAGGCCUUAAUCGGCAAGCUUCCUGACGGCCCGCAGGUCCUGGAGGAGGUGAACAGGGCCAUUGACCAGUGCUCAGAGAUGCACGACAUUAAAGAGGCCAUCUACGAGAACAAGAGGAAGCUGGAGGGCAUCGGAGAGGAUUACCAGAUUCAAGGAAGCAGCACCAAACAGUAUUUCCUUCAGAGGACUCUGCAGAGUUUGGAACGCUACUUUUACCUGAUAGCCUUCAAUGCAUAUCUUCAUGAUCAGUACCCUCUUGCCUUUGCGUGUAGCUUCAGCAGGUGGAUGUGCGCUCGGUCCUGGAUGUACAGGCUGCUCUCGUGCAUGAGCGUGUCGGAGCUCUCCGCCCCGGCGGACCUGGUCACCAGGGGCGUGCGUGUGCUGGUGGCCAACGAGUUCCUGGCUCCGGACGUCCUGAGCACGGGCAAGGAGAUGAAGGUGGCCAACUUCCGCAGGGUGCCCAAGAUGCCGGUGUACGGCAUGGCCCAACCCAGCACCGAGGCCACGGGGACGGUGCUGGCGUACCUGACGGACGAGAAGAGGAGGCACGCGCGGGUGCUGUGGGUGAACCUGCAGGAGGAGCUGGUCCUGGAGGGGAACGGCCAGGUCUUCACCCCCCGAGAGCCGUCCUGCCCGGAGCAGCCCAUCCCCGUCCUGACCAGCCACGCGGCGCAGAUCGAGGUGCUGGAGACGGCGGUGAAGGAGGAGGUGCUGCAGGCGCAGAAGUGGCUGGAGGUGACGCUGGAGCAGGAGAAGCAGAUGAAGAUGUUUAAGAGCUGUGUGACCGUGCAGGAGACCUUCAACCAGCACAAGAGCGUGCACGAGGGCCUGGUGUACUCGCGCAUCCCACUGCCUGACUGCUGCGCACCGCAGGAGGAGGACUUUGACAGGCUGAUGGACGCGAUGAAGAGCGCUCUGGCGGAGGACUCGCACACGGCCUUCGUCUUCAACUGCCUCAACGGCAAGAGCAGGACCACCACCGCCAUGGUGACCGCCACUCUCACCCUCUGGCACUUCAAUGGUUUCCCCGAGUUUGGCGAUGAUGAAAUCGUCAGUGUUCCUGAUGCCAAAUACACGAAGGGAGAGUUUGAGGUGGUGAUGCAGCUGGUCAGGCUGCUCCCGGAUGGCCACCGUAUGAAGAGGGAAGUGGACGUGGCUUUGGACACGGUCAGUGAGACCAUGACCCCGAUGCAUUACCACCUGCGUGAGAUCAUCAUCUCCACCUACAGACAGAUCAAGCCGGGGAAGGCAGAGCAGGAGACGCAGCAGCUGCUGCUGAAGAGCCUGCAGUACCUGGAGCGCUACGUUUACCUCAUCCUCUUCAACACCUACCUGCACCUGGAGAAGAAGGACGCCUGGCAACGGCCCUUCAGCGCCUGGAUGUACCAGGUGGCUGCCAGGGCUGGGGUCUAUGACAUCCUGAACCAGCUGGGCUUCUCCGAGUUCGAAGACCCGAAGGACCGGCCUGUCGCCAGGCUGCGUUGCCGCUGGCAACCACAGCACGUCCGCAGCCUUCCGUUCAGGGGGGACUUCAUCUGA